GAAAACAGUUGUUAUACCGCGAUUGAAGCGGUUAGUUGAACUAGCUAGCAUUGGUUACCCAUCGAUGACGUCGCAUGUAUUACUGUUGCUAUUACUGCUACUGGGAGCUCAGCUGCAGGCACAACUGGAAGCACCAGAAUCGAGGGACAAUGUACCUACACACUUUGGGAAUUGCUUGACGGACCUCGGCUCUGGGCAAUGUGUGUAUCGCAACAACUGUGUUUUUCCUGAAUAUUUGAAUAAACUGGAUGUCGAGAGCAAUCGACAAUGCUACUCGCUGCAGAGACCCGGAUUGGUAUGUUGCCCUAGUGAACAAAAUGUUUUGCCCUUGUUGUCAGUGCGAGUAUCACAAGGAGUUCAAACUGGGAGGCAAGAAACUACAGAGCUUCCAAGGUAUCCAGACUGUGGCGCUUCUCUGGCCUAUAGAGUGAUCGGGGGCAAAAACACAGAGCUGUUUGAAUUUCCCUGGACCGCACUAUUGGAAUAUACGGUACGCGAAAAUGGAAACAAACAGCACAUUUGCGGUGCCUCGUUCAUUGCUUCACGAUGGCUCCUUACGGCAGCCCAUUGCGUUCACAACCACUUUGUUGGCAAUUAUCGAACAUUGACAGGGGCCCGUCUGGGCGAAUGGAAUAAGACGAGUAAUCCAGACUGCAUAAUCCAAUUGAAUGGAAAGCAGGAAUGUGCGCCGCCGCACAUUCAAGUCAGCAUCGAUCUAAAAAUUAUGCAUCCACAGUUUGACUCAAAAAACUUAACUCAUGACAUUGCAUUGCUGCGUCUCGCACAACCGAUAGAUUGGCACAAGCAUCAGCACGUGGAGCCCGUUUGCCUACCGCCAGCGCGUGGCUCACGCGCCAAUCAGCUCGUGAGCAGCGCCGCUGACGUUUCGGGCUGGGGCGCUACCGAGCAGAACAAUCAGCCCAGCGAUGUUAAGCGCAAGGCCGUACUCUACGUCCAGCCGCAAGAACAGUGUGAGGCGUCUUUUCGCCAGCUUGGCUACACCAUUAAUAAUGGUCAGCUUUGUGCCUCAGGUGGUGUUAACGUCGAUUCUUGCUUAGGCGAUUCAGGUGGCCCGCUCACCGUCGAAGCGUACACGCCCCAGAAAGAUCACUACGUUUAUCAGGCCGGCAUAGUUUCGUACGGCAAAGAGAUUUGCGGAGAGACUGAUUUUCCCGGCGUUUACACAAGAGUCAGCAAUUACAUGGACUGGAUUGAACAGACCAUAUACAACAACAGCAGUACAAGGGGUGUUGUUGGUUAGAUAGUUAGGAACAGGGACUUGAAGACUCCUUAUAUGCAAUUGCCGUCAAUUACAAGUCACGAAAGCGACGGUACUUUAUCUGUAAAAUUGCAAGUGAAAGGAGUAUAUAAGUUCAAUGCAAUGUCCGUCCGUCUGUCUAUCUGUUUUUAUGAGAAUUAUUUGUUCACAUGCAUUUAAAUAAUUAUCCUAGUCUACUAAGCUAACAAGGCCGUUAAUUAGCUUUUCUUAAACAUAACAAAUUGCGCAAUCAAAAAGAAAAUAUUUCUGCUACAUACAUUCCAAGUAUUUUGUUUUGAUCAUUAAUCGGCUUUAAUUGCUAAAUAUACUCGACCACCGUAUCUGAUCAAGUAUUUAUACACUUUUGGAGUCAGAGAAAUUGCCUCCAGCUUUUAACAUACGGUUUAAUCAGAUCAUUAUACCCUCUUGUAUACAUUUGCAAUAGGUGUAGCAAUUAGGUCGGAAAUACCCGCAAGCAAAAGGCCUAAACCUACAAAACCCAGAAGAACCGCGCACUUAAGGUUUAUCAAAGACAUGUCAAGAUUGGUGACUCAAGCUCCUAAAACCUAAAAGAUAUGCUCAAAAAACGUUUUUUUUUUUUAUGUUAAAUGUAAAUUUAAAAUUUUGCUUGAAAAUUGGUCUAGUUAUCGAUGACAUAAAAAAACUCUUACUGCUAAAUUUUGUUUAUUUUUGCAUAUCUCUGUCUUUGAAAAUGUUGUAUGCAGGCAUUUGUAUAGUAUGCACAGAUUCAGAAUAUUUCUUAAGUAUUUUGAAAUGAAAUGGAUUUCCCUUAAAUUUCAUAAAGACCGGACUGUAGACACGGAAGUAAAUCACGUAAUCACUUCUAAUAGUAUUGCGUAAUUUUGUGUUUGUGUGUGUGUGUGUAUAUAUGUAUGUAUAGAAUGUUGUUUGAUUAAUUUUGACAGCAAGUCGGCGCCGUUAGUCUUGCUUUUCUUAAUUCAAGAAAAGCUUAUUUAUCGGUCUAUUAUCCAAUCGUCUGGAUGUACCUGUAUGAAUCAGGUGUUAAUUUGACCUUCAGAUUUUUAGUUCCAUUCUCAUACAUUUUUGAAGUCGUAAAGUCCGUAAGAAAGCACCAUUAUUGUAAUAACAAAUUAUAUAACUCUGCAACCAUAGUUCAGAAGUAGAAAUAUGUAUGAAUUGAUUGCUGGAAAUUUAAUUAGAGUCGGUUAAGACGAGCGUAAGUUAAGCUGACACAAAUUACUAAGCCUAUAAAAUUGACCCCGACCGAAACAAUCUUACUUGUUUCUUGAAAUUCGUUAUAUUGAAAGAAAAGAGCAAUAUUCAUGUCCGUGAAAUUGUGCAUAAAUCAUUUAUGUAUAAAUUACUUUUAUUUGUUCACGUGCAAAUACAUGCACGAACUUAACUUUUACAUUGCUUAUAACUCUUUCUACGAACGUAUGUAUAUAUUAAGGGAAUUAAUAAAUAUUAAAAACAAACCAGCUACAUAGCUACAACUUAA
This is a messenger RNA of Drosophila virilis, 2738 nucleotides long. It is a transcript of the gene Ser7, whose product is annotated as serine protease Ser7. Gene Ontology annotation, molecular function: serine-type endopeptidase activity. The record is from RefSeq and is a predicted model, not a curated record. Gene Ontology annotation, biological process: proteolysis. Lineage: Eukaryota; Metazoa; Arthropoda; Insecta; Diptera; Drosophilidae.